This is a messenger RNA of Fusarium venenatum, 444 nucleotides long. RefSeq lists its product as uncharacterized. The record is from RefSeq and is a predicted model, not a curated record. Lineage: Eukaryota; Fungi; Ascomycota; Sordariomycetes; Hypocreales; Nectriaceae.
AUGGCUUGCCAAGCAUUCACCUUCUUUGGAAAGCUCCCUCCACAGAUACGCAUCAAGAUUUAUAUUUUCGCUAAACCACCCCGCACCGUAAGUCUUGGACUGGUAAAGGUUUCUUACGACGAAUGGCUGGCGCAAUGCUGGGAGUCUAAGCCACAAGGCCGCUUCACCUGGGUGCGCUGGGAUCAUUUGGGUGACUACCUCAUUCGCAGUAUUACACAAAUACCUGCACUUUUGUACACGUGUAAAGAAUCUAGGGAGGAAUUGGGAAACUACGGCUACAAGGUCACCUUUGCGUACACAAGAAGUCCAGGGAAGAGAGGUCCACGGAUGUGGUUUAAUUACCAUCGGGAUGCUUUAUACCUUCCCCUCCACCACUGGACUUGUGAUGAGCCCUCCUAUAAUCCUUGCAAGCGUGACCACGAAUCUGAAAAAGUCAUCUAUUAA